This is a messenger RNA of Mastomys coucha (southern multimammate mouse), 4285 nucleotides long. RefSeq names its product fibroblast growth factor 1 (gene Fgf1). The coding region runs from base 487 to 954 and encodes 155 amino acids. Lineage: Eukaryota; Metazoa; Chordata; Mammalia; Rodentia; Muridae. Gene Ontology annotation, cellular component: cytoplasm. Gene Ontology annotation, biological process: cell differentiation; positive regulation of cell population proliferation; positive regulation of protein phosphorylation. The transcript has 5 exons. Gene Ontology annotation, molecular function: growth factor activity; fibroblast growth factor receptor binding. The record is from RefSeq and is a predicted model, not a curated record.
GUUUUCGCUCAGCCUUUCUCUUGGGGGUGGGGGGUGUCUCCUCAGCCCUGUUCACACCAGAGAGAGAAGAAUAAAGGAACGUGGCUCAGUAGGCUCUAGGGGUUAAGGGCAUCGCCUGACGCCUUUUCUGGAUGGACACUCCCUUCUCAUGGUGAAUGGAAACUCCCUUUCUCAGCAGCCUCCUUGCUGUCCAUUCCGGUAGCCCAGUGUGAUUGCAGAGGCUGCCACCACCCAGACAGGAAGCCUCCCAGAGCAGACAGAGCCCGUCCCUCUCCCCACACAGAGCUGCAGUAAUCCUGAGGUUCAGAGAGCCGGCUGGAGAGGCAGCUUCAGCCCAGGAACCCUGUGACAGAGCAAAGGACACUAAGCGGACUUCAUCCCCGCUGUGAGCAAGUGGAGUGAAGAGAGCCCCCAGCCAGCCAGCUCUUCAGUGCUGAGCGUGCUGCCGCCGCCGCCGCCACCGCCGCCGCUGGUCGCUGCUGAGCCAUGGCUGAAGGCGAGAUCACAACCUUCGCAGCUCUGACCGAGAGGUUCAAUCUGCAUCUAGGAAACUACCAAAAGCCCAAACUGCUCUACUGCAGCAACGGGGGCCACUUCUUGAGGAUUCUUCCCGAUGGCACAGUGGAUGGGACAAGGGACAGGAGCGACCAGCACAUUCAGCUGCAGCUCAGUGCGGAAAGCGCGGGCGAAGUGUAUAUAAAGGGUACGGAGAGCGGCCAGUACUUGGCCAUGGACACCGAAGGGCUUUUAUAUGGCUCGCAGACACCAAAUGAAGAAUGCCUGUUCCUGGAAAGGCUGGAAGAAAACCAUUAUAACACUUACACGUCCAAGAAGCAUGCGGAGAAGAACUGGUUUGUGGGCCUCAAGAAGAAUGGGAGUUGCAAGCGUGGUCCUCGGACUCACUACGGCCAGAAAGCCAUCUUGUUUCUGCCCCUGCCUGUAUCUUCUGACUAGAGGAGUCUGUUCUGGGUGCUCCCUGUUUUGGUGGACCCUACCAUGUUCCCUUGACCAUUGGCUGCGCUAACCCUCAGCCCACAGAGCCUGAAUUUGUAAGCAGAGCUUCUAAAUAGCCAGUUCACCUUUCUGCUGAACCCUUCCCCACCACCCUAGCACAGUUUGGAACACAGGGACCAAAUUGCCUCUAGGGGACAACUGGCUGGCCAGUCUAGGUCUGGGUUUGGAUACCCGGAUGCCUCGGGGCACCUGCUACAAGCUGGACCUCAUGAUGCAAAGAGGGGGGCCAUGUGAGGCAUCCAGGGGGGGUCUAAGAAGUGGGUUCUUUCAGUAGCUGCAUGCUCCUUUCCCUUCUGAGCGUUUUGAGUAACCCAGGCAAUUAGCAUGACUACCCUUCGCCCUACCAGCACCUCACAAAUAUCAGUAAAGUAACUGAUAGUGAGACUUAAGGAAUUUCAUAAUAGAGAAAAAAAAAAUCCCCCCACCAUACCUCGCCCCACCCCCAUGUACAGACAAGACUUAAAACGGAAAGGGAGUAUUGGCGAUUCCGUGGACAGCCUAGAAGCAUGGGGUCUCAGAACAGAGUAAGAAGGCAUGGCUCAGCCACGGGGAGUCAGGAUGAACAGCCCAGCAGCUAUUACCAAGUUACCAAGGCAACGUCCACAGUCAGGGAAAGAGCCCCCGGAAAUGGUUUCUUAGUAAUGGCAAACACAGAGAUCUGGGGUCUGAAGAGUGGGUGUAGGAGCAAGGAGACAGGAAGGAUGCCUUCAGCUGUGGGUGUUAGCUUCUAAAAAGGAAGAUGUUAGACGGGAGGAGGAGGAGGAAAGAAAAAAAACGAGACCAUGUCACCAGGUGCUUGGCCACCAUGAAACUGAGGCUGUGGGGUCCCAGCACAAUGGUCCCAAAUGGCCCAUGUACCAUCUGUAUUCAGAUUCAUUUGUAUGAAUAUGAAACCUGACUUUGGGGGGCUGUCGUGGGGGAGUUCUGUGUUUUGAAAAGGCCCCCUGGUCCCAUAGAUGUUGCUGGCUUCUCCCCGCCCCCCCCCAUGCUUUCAAGAACAGCCCCGGAGAAAGCUUAUUCAAAUGAAGGUUGCUCCUGCUUCACCCUCUUUUGCCUCCAAGGCCUGGCCUUCCCCAAUAUUCAUUCAGGCAGUGUCCAUAGUAGUUAAGCAUGGUUUCAAGACAGCUUGGCCCAGUGCCUAUAAAAUGCCCACUUAGAAGUCACUGAAACCAUACUUCAGAAAAUGUUAAACCUCACGAAAAGCUUUUUCCCAAGAGACCAUUUCUAUUACCAUUAAUUCUCUAAACUGGCUUCCUCCUUAAAGUAAACUUGGCCCAAGUGACCAGCAAAUUAGAAACACUAUUCAUCUCUGACAUAGGACACAAAUGCCAUGAGAAGGCCUUUCAUAUCCCAAUUCAAUAUACUGUGAGACUUAUUUUUUCGUCGCAUUUUAUGUAGCUUGAAGGCAUUAAAUGGAUUCACAAUCAGCCACAGAGAAUAAUAACAGUAUGGGACGUAAAAGCUGCUUAGUUAUCUAACACACUGCAUUCAUUCAUGAGACCUUUCCUCUUUGCCUUCUACUGUGCUUUAAGAAUAGGUAUCUAGGGGCUGGUGAGAUGGCUUAGCAGUAAAGAGUACACACUGCUUUUGUAAAGGACAGGAGUUCAGUUCCCAGCACUCACAUCCUGAUGCUCAGACCCAAUUCUAACUCCAACUCCAGAGACGUGAUGUCCUCUUCUGGCCUCCAGGGGUACUGCAUGCACAGGUACAAACCCACACUCAGACAUGCAUGCACACACACUUUUUCAAAAAUAUAAACCAAUGAUAUGGUGGCUGUGGAUUGAAACUGAUGGCAGUGUUCACUUGUUUGACGGGGAUCUAAAGCAAUUAUUUGCUGACAAAAGUCCUUAUAACAACACUGUCACAUCUGAUGACAUUCUUAAGAGUUCAGAGUGUUAAUGGAGGAGCUAAACGGAAUUAUUUCACAACAUGGUUAAGAAUAAUGUUCUUACAGGAGGCAGAAGCAGGUGGAUCUCUGUAAGACUGAGGCCGACCUGGUCUACCCAGUGAGUUUCUGGGAAGCCAGGGGUAUGUAGAAAGGCCCUGUAUCUCUCUCUCUCUUUCUCUCUCUUUCUCCCUCUCUCUCUUUAAUCAUAAUGAUGCUUUGCUUUUUUAACAACAAAAAAAAGAUGAUUCAUGACUUUUUAAAGUCUAUAACUUAAAUAACAUGGUUCUGUUUUGUUUUAGUAAAUUGUAGGCACACUGAUAAUACAGUAUGGUUUCCCAUAUCUUUAUAUGAAGAUCUGGCCAGGAAAAGUAUAGAGAUGAAAUCUAUGAUAUUUAGAAUAGUGAGUAGUUUUUCUUUUUUUUUUUUAUCAAAUGAACCAAACACAAGUAUAACACUGACCAAGACAAAUUAAAAACCACUGCACAAGGAUGAAAUGGAGUCUGAGGCCUCAGGGACUCAAAGCACUGAUGAUGUUCAUUGUAGCCUUAACCAUCAACCUAGUCACAAUUCGUGUAUUUGCUCACCAUAUACUGCAGACCCAAUGUGUGUUAGGCACCGAAUAUGGCCUCUGGGGAUAAUGUCUGUCCUCUCCCUGGGGUAAAGAGAGAUGUUGUGGAUUGUUUCUUUCAGGCAGGUCAAUACAUGGAUUUCAUAGUUUCUUAAUGAAUCAACAGCGUGUUCUAGAAACCACCCCCAGUCGAUAGCACCACCCCACCCCCCAACAAAGAGAUAGAGGCAAGCUUUGCAAAGGAAACCCAGGACUUUCAAUGUUAGUCCUCUCAGAGGAGUGGACUAGUUUCACAUGGGGGGUGGGGGGAAAAGCUGUUGGAUCUUGCAGAAAGGAAGCAGAGAGCCUGUCCCUGUGCUGUUGGGAACAUUGAUCAUAGGAACAUUUGGUUGUGUACUCUCUUCCAUAACGAAGUCCCGAGACCAUCUGCUUGUCACGUGCCUCCUGCAUGCUCUCAAUUCCAAGCUGACUGCAACACAGUGUCCAACACUCACUACGAACUGUGAAGAGCAUGUGGGCUUUUGACAGUUAGUGACACACUGGAGAUGGAACUGGGGGGUUCCCCUGAUGGCCAGCAGUGUGUCCAUACAAAAAUCCUAACUGGUACAUCAGCUGCCAUUGAAGACGAGGUCCCUGCUUUGUGUUGAAGGCAGUGGAGCCCAAAUCCUCAGCUCUAAAGACAACACUGCCUAAAGCAAUUGCGGUCCCUGGCUGCAAAGCAGGCUCUGAUGGAGAUGAUGCCUGACAUUCACCCUGCGCCCACACUGUAUUACACUCUGCACCUUAUCAAUAUUAAUAAAUGUUGUAUUAAUGGG